AUGGCUGGUUAUCAAGGCGACGAACCUUCAAAUGACUUUGUUGAUUUUGUUCAAGUGUGGAGCCGUCGCGAGCAGUAUCCAGAGGCCAUUAUACUGUUCGAAUCGUCAAGUGGUGGUAAGUCUGUUGUGCUGACUACAAACAAUUCAAAUUUAAACUUCACUUUUGGCAUUCACAUUUCUGUCAUGAAAUUACAGAAUUUGUGGUACAAGUAGGAUACAAAAUUGACGAGGAAAGAAUGCAUAACGCACGAAUCUUAACGCUCGUGACAUCUGCAGGAUCAGUGGUGGAAAUUAAACGAAAGAAAAAAGGUAAUGAACCAAAUGGUUCGCCGUUGUGUUUCACGAGCACUUCUGUAGCUAUUAAGUGGCUAAAUUAUCCAUGUUCUUCUCAUGAAGGAACUAUAGAACAAAGAUAUAAGCUACUCGACAGCAGUGAGCACAGAAUCAAAGCUACGAGGACUUACUUGGCAGACACAUAGGGAGGUAAGAGACAUCAACGUUUGGUGCAGUCGGUCAGUUGUCGCUUUUAUAAAAGGAAAACACAAAUUUAAAAGGAAUUUCUAAACGCAGUCAGUGCAUUAAAACUGUUUCAUGACAUCAAAAGAGACGGCCUAAACCAAAACGCGUGAGCAAAUAGUAACUCUCAGAUUUUCUGCGCCAAUUAAUGAUCCUGGCGUUGCCACGCAUUUUUCGUCCUCUUGUAUGUUUAAUACACCAAAAUUCCUUCUCUCAACAAUUAAAGGACCCCUCGCACAAGGCUAAAAGAGGAUGUUAAACAUCUCAGACAAUUAACAAAUCGUGAAUGUGGUCACUACAUACUUCCAGCAAUAAAAGUACUCGAUUUCGUUUUUGUACACUGAAAUUGAACAUGUGUGGUCUGGGUGCAUUAUAUAGUAAGAAUCGAAUAAUGAAACAGUUUUUACGUCACGAAACAACCACGCUCUACAAACAAAACAGCAAAGUGCACAAGAAUAAUUCUUAAUCUUCGUUUGUUACGCUAAUUGUCGGCAAUGAAAUACAAGCAAAGGUAAAUGAACGACCUAUUACUCUCCUCGAACCGAGACACAUCCUCUCUCGAUAAACAGUUCCUACUAAAAGUUGAAUUUUGAAAGUUAGUACGAGUUAAGUCCAAGUAUGGAUGAUCUGAUAUUUAACACUACAACCUGGACGAUACAACUAAAUUUUGCAAAUACAGUGCGCAUGUGAUAUAAUAAAAAUAGCUCACUGAAAAGGGGUUUCCUCUCGUGCAGCAGUGGAUAUUGAUUCUACGUUCAUUACGCCCACGUAAAACACACGAUAACUCUUUACGCUAAAACACCUAUCAUUAAAGCUUAUAGUCGGUUGAAACUGUUUUAUCAACAGCUUUCAAGACAGAAAGAGUUAGAAAAUCAAGUGUUUGGCGAUGCAAAAGUAUAAGGAAGAUUUCAAAACGUCAAGAAGAGAAAAUAUUUACUGUCAAUGUAAGGCCAUUUUGUAAUAAAUACAACCCAAUUUUUACUUGUUGUGUACGUAUAUUUUUUAUCAGGGCAUACUUUGAGUGCAUUUAAGAACCAACUUUGAGUGCAUUUAAAGAACCAAAUAUCGUUUAUUCAGUAGAGCUGCUUUGCCAAGGUAAAGAAAAACAUGAGCUCAUACAUUUAACGCCGCGAGGAACGAGAAAUCCUAAAAUAUGCAAUGAAUGACACCGCGCGAGCCACAGAGAUCAACAUUCGUUUUCUCUUAACUGCUUAGCUCCUCCCCUGGAUGCUAUUGUUUAACUAAUUAACAUUCUUAGCUCCUGAGUCAGGUGUAAUCCGAGGAAAGAAAGACAAGACGUAGAAAGACACAAAACUUACAAAAGAGUUCCCGUUCUUUCUACAUGACUUCAUAGAACCACUGCAUAGCGCGAAAAUGCGACAACAAGAAAUGGAGAGAGCGGAUGUCUUCAUACUGCUCCUUAUAGUCAACUAAGUAAGUUUAAAUGUAAAAUCUUCAGCAAAGUUCGUGAUCGGUUUUCUCUCUUAGUGAGAAGCUUAUCUCCGGUGUCAAAUUCCACACAAUGCGAAAUGCAGAUGCGCAAUACCUAUUUCACUCGAAGUUAAAAACUGCGUCACAGCAAUGCCACUCUCGAAUGAAUAACGGCGUCUUGGCAAACAAACCAAGAAUUCUUAUAAAAGCAAAUAAGAAAAUUGAGCACUUGCGAUGAGAAAUCUACUGGUAAGUUGGAAAUACAUUGAAGCUUCAGUAACAACGAAAGCAACGUCACGCACUCGGGUGUAACAAAAAUCUGACGACUACUUCGCUUCACAUCAAAGAAAAGACAACGCUCUCUAAAUGAAAACAAUCCAUGGAAACAAAAACAUUCUGUUUUAAAAGGGCCAUUUAAAAACGUUCAGUCCCUCUACUGUCUCUCAAUACUUACACUUAAAGAACAACAGUAACAAAGUACUGAUUGGUAGGUUAGACUGGAUGUCCACAGUAUACAAUCAAAUUGACAGACAAAACGUUUUCCUUGUUACUUGAUUUAGGACAUUAAACUGGUAAAUAUAGUUGUCCUGCUAUAUAGUUACCCUAGGAGAUAGAAAAACCUACCUCUAGAGGUCACAACCACUGAAGCUCUCCCAUUCCCAGGUUCCAUGUACAAUAAUUACAAACCCAACGCCAUACACUUUCUACAUAUUUCAUUUGCGCAACAGACACCGCGCUUUAAUUUUUUUGUGUGUGAGUUUUAAUACAAACUGUGCUAUUUAAACUUUGGACCAAUAGCGAAAAGCUAUGAGUCGUGUCACAUUAGGGCGCCUCAAUAAGUUCUGAUUGGCAGCAAAAUUUUAAUCACACUUAAUGGAGCAGUUUAUUGGUUAGAGUUGAAAAUCUUUCCCAGGCUUUCUCGGGAUGUAACAGGAGGAAAAAAGCGAAACCUAAACAGUUCAGAGACGAAACGAGCGUGGUCACUAAGCCUUUACAUACAAUAUUCUGUACUCUUUGUAAUUUUAGUCCAGAAUCGCUCUAAAUGAACGUAGCCAAUAAAGAAAAGCUACAAAUUUUGUACAUCUUCUCGUCAGCAGUUUCACGCUUAUGCAGAAUCAUAAAAGCGGAACCUCUUUUCUUUAAUAACAGCAUCUUACAAAGUUAAGAGUAGUGACGACAAAACAAAAAUGUUAAGUAUCCGUGCUUGAUAGCGCUGGCACCGAGACACACUUUGCCCAAAAGUUGACCUACAAUUUUACAAAAAAAUGUCUUCAUAUUACGUUUGUGAGCGCUAAAUUCAUUACCUAAUGGAUAGUCGAGCAAGAAGGAAUAUUGCUCAGAGGAAACGUACCCGCUGGAAACGGCAAUAUACGACAGCGGACAAUGGAAUCUUCACACGAAACACAAGGAGCAGAGGUAAAGACAACACCUGAUGGCUGGAAAGGACAUCUGAAGACCACGAUCUCACUUGGUACGUAUACAUUUUGCUGUAAACAGAUAUCAACCCCUUGGAGUUUUGGAUGUCAAACGAGGAAACUAUAACAAAACAUCAUGGCUAAGGACAGUGUAACGCUUAGCUAGUUUUCAAAUUGUAAAGUCUAGAGCAGCCCUGAAGAGAAUAUUGCAAGUUUCACUUCAGAUUAACGUUAUAAUGAAGGAGAUUUUUGAUAGACGGGAAGGAUUAUAUCAAACAUGAUAUGUCGCUAUUACUAAAAAUCCCCAUACUCAUCAUUAGACAACCAAGCCAUUUGAUCAAGACUCUAGUAGAGCUUAUCAUACCACAGAACGCCACGAUACUUGACGUGUAAUGCCUUGAGUGAGUCAAAGAACAUGUAGAGGAAAAAUGACUUUAUUGCCUGUUUUAAAAGGUUGAUUUCUCCUGUCAUUAGACUGUUCUGAAGAUGGCAUGAGAACCAUAUGGAUCACACUGUGA
Porites lobata is the source of this 3880-nucleotide messenger RNA. The record is from the annotation of a GenBank genome assembly. Lineage: Eukaryota; Metazoa; Cnidaria; Anthozoa; Scleractinia; Poritidae.